Molecule: messenger RNA, 588 nt
Organism: Sphenostylis stenocarpa
Lineage: Eukaryota; Viridiplantae; Streptophyta; Magnoliopsida; Fabales; Fabaceae
Source: the annotation of a GenBank genome assembly
AUGGAUUGCUUCGUAGUCAAUAAAACCCUUCUCCUUAUCGGAGUCCUCUCUUGCCUCCUCCUAUCCACAACCACCGCCGUGCCUUCCAGCCGUCCCGUUCGCACCCUUCUAGCCGCGGUUAUCAGCCCCGAGAUUAAUCAAUUCUGUAUCGGCACCGAGAACCCAACCCUCUGCGCAGAAACCAUCGCCCCCUUCGCCACCAUUCCCUUCGACCCCGUCAAGGCCCUGGAGGCCGAGAUCAAAGCCACCCUCCAGGAAGCCACACGGAUCGCGGGCAUUAUCUCCAAACAGCUAGUCGAUCCCGCCACCGCGAAGAACGCCAAGGAUGCGCUCAGCAUCUGCAAGUCUCAGUACGGGGACAUGUUGGACAGCAUCAAGGAGACCCUGGAUCAGUUGGCCAAGAAGAACCUGGUGGAGGCUAACAACAAAUUCAACGUCGUGUUAUCCUUCAAAUCCUCCUGCGACGACGCUAUCCAAGAGUCUCCCGGAGUCGUCAUGCCCUUCGCCCAGGACUCCACCAAGCUUUUCCAUUUAGGCGGCAAUUGCCUCGCCUUGAUGGACACCAUUUCUAAGAAGCCCAAGCUGUAA